AUUUGCAUCUCGAGCCUGACCAGGAGCUUCAUCUAUUGUGACCACUUACCACUCCUUAGCAUCCGUACUAUUGCAUUCAGCCAAGCCCCCAAGCUCAGUCGAUACUCCGCAUUGAACGGUCCCAAAACGUACAAGUUACACGCCAGUCUCCGACCUUGAUCUCUGUUCACAUAGUGCUAUUUCCGCAAACCCCUGAGCAGCCCCCUAUUCUACCACCCCCUUACACCCCUUUGCAACCUACAAUAACAUGUGGUGGUUUAUAGGACGAAAGUCAGCGGCGGAAGGGACGAACAAGGACAUCCGGUUUGACUCGGUCGACAUUGAUCUGUUUCGGAACUUCCGCGCGGCGACCAAUCGCGACUACUUGUGGAUGUGGAUCGUCAUCUUCCUCUCUAUAGCACUUUUGGCCUCCGAUUGCUACACGUGUGUCAACCUCUUGGUGUUCAACCGCUGGGCGCUGAAUGUGGCUCCCAUAAUCCCAUACCGCAUCUCGCGGUGGAUCUUCGCGGCGUGUAUCCUCGCGUCGCUCUCGAUUCUUUGCUUCAACACGGCCAUGGCGAUCCGGACAUACCGCACGCGUGUUGUGUCGCUGAACUACAUUGACCCUAUGGCCCGGAACUGGUACAGUGUAAAGAAUUUUUCGUGUUUCUGCCUUUUCAACGGCAUUGCCACUGACAACUUCUUUGACUGGUGCGUAUUCUACAUCUUCUUUGAGGUCAACGGGAUGAUUCCGCUUGUGGUCUGCGACGGCCCCAGACAAGUGAUCAACGGGCUCCUGAUCUACUCAACGUUAUAUAACGAGAACGAGAGCCACAAUCUCAUUACCGCGAUCAAACUGAUUGCCAAUGUCGAUAACACGGUGGAGGCCGCGGUGCUUUCGUUUAUGACGCUCUCCGUCACCAUUUGGCUCUUUUUCUUCCUCAAGUUGGUACUUGCAAUCGUGCUCGCCAUCCCCAUUUGCUGCAUGAUCGAGAAGCGCGGCUACGCGGGAUUCCACGCGUACUACGUCGAUAUUGUCAAUGAAAAGGUCGAGAGAUUGGUCGCCAAGUAUGACAAAUACCUGACACAGAGAUUCUACAAUGAACUGCGCAGUUCCGUAUCGGAUAUCACAAAGCCCGAAGCCACCGUCUCUCUUCCACAAGCAUUCAGUGAAACAUCCUUCACGACGAUAAAUACCAAAGAUGCGUACACCUGCGAUCUCUUUUCCAGCACAUAUGGUGUUCCACCCUAUACCUCGCACAAGAACUCGUUUCCGUAUGUUAGCAUGAGCGAUAGUCUGUCCAAAUCUUCCAGAAGACCACCGAUGUACGCUUCUAGGAGCAGCAAAGACCGGCUGGUUGGCUCCACCGAAAAUUUGGCCUUCAGUUUACCGACAGAUGAUAUUGAAAAAUCCGUGGGGCCAAUAGAGCCGUAUUCGGUCUUGGAUAGUGGAGCAGCUCUGCGGUACGUACCUCGGCGACAGGUACCGCUCUCCCUUGCUGACUCUCAGAAGCCUAUUGGAUUGAGCCAUACGGAUAUUCCGUUGCAAAUCCUCCCCCCCAGGAAGCGCACCGAUCCCAGCCUCCGCGAGUCUUUACGCUCGCCGUUUGAUGACGUGGAGGCGGAAAUCAACGGUAUUCACAGGUCCGAGCCGUACUUCGAGCCGCCUGCCCCCACCCGCACAAACACCGAUCUCAGUGUUCAUUCCAGCGACCGGUACUUGGAGCAGCGUUCCCCCCUCUUGGAGGAAGCGUUCGACGAUAACUUUGCUGGGAUGCCGAAAGUGUUGACCCCUGAGCCGGUGUUUACGGAUCAACGCUCGGAUAUGUAUAAAUAUUCUUCAAGCCUUCAACGGGAACAAGGCCGCCCUUUUGCCGAGCCCAGGUACGGGGAGAGUGGACAGUUUUUCCCUGAGGAUGUAUCUAUGGAGAGUAACAGUGAACGACAGAGGCACCUUUUCCCUCUGUCCAGUGGGUAUUCCUAUGCGUCCAACACUGGAGGAGAUUCGGAACGAGGGGGUUAUGAAACGAGGCUCAACUCAGCCAGCAAUGCCAAGGCGAAGCGUCUCCCGUAUCAUGAAUAUCAGGAGAAUGGUAGUCCAUUCCGCUAGCACUAAUGUUUAUUUUCAGACUUACGGAUAUGAAUUAAUGUGAUUUUUUAUAGCUAGUUGGGUAAAAUUAGUAUAUGUUGCUGGUAUUGAC
This is a messenger RNA of Babjeviella inositovora NRRL Y-12698, 2180 nucleotides long. It is a transcript of the gene KCH1, whose product is annotated as Kch1p. Gene Ontology annotation, biological process: potassium ion transmembrane transport. The coding region runs from base 248 to 2089 and encodes 613 amino acids. The transcript has a single exon. NCBI's taxonomy places the organism in Eukaryota, Fungi, Ascomycota, Pichiomycetes, Serinales. Gene Ontology annotation, molecular function: potassium ion transmembrane transporter activity. The record is from RefSeq and is a predicted model, not a curated record. Gene Ontology annotation, cellular component: plasma membrane.